UUUUCUAACCCGGAUUAUAAAGAUGCAAAUUUUUGUGAAGACAUUAACGGGGAAAACCAUCACCCUUGAGGUCGAGCCUUCUGACACAAUUGAGAAUGUCAAGGCUAAGAUUCAGGAUAAGGAGGGGAUCCCCCCAGACCAGCAGCGACUGAUUUUUGCUGGCAAGCAGCUGGAAGAUGGACGCACUCUGUCCGAUUACAACAUUCAGAAAGAAUCAACCCUCCACCUGGUGCUAAGGUUGAGAGGAGGAAUGCAGAUCUUCGUGAAGACCCUGACAGGCAAGACCAUCACCCUUGAGGUUGAGCCUUCUGACACAAUUGAGAAUGUCAAGGCCAAGAUUCAGGAUAAGGAGGGAAUCCCCCCAGACCAGCAGCGACUGAUUUUUGCCGGCAAGCAGCUGGAAGAUGGACGCACUCUGUCCGAUUACAACAUUCAGAAAGAAUCAACCCUCCACCUGGUGCUAAGGUUGAGAGGAGGAAUGCAGAUCUUCGUGAAGACCCUGACAGGCAAAACCAUCACCCUUGAGGUUGAGCCUUCUGACACAAUUGAGAAUGUCAAGGCCAAGAUUCAGGAUAAGGAGGGAAUCCCCCCAGACCAGCAGCGACUGAUUUUUGCCGGCAAGCAGCUGGAAGACGGGCGCACUCUGUCCGAUUACAACAUUCAGAAAGAAUCAACCCUCCACCUGGUGCUGAGGCUUAGAGGAGGAAUGCAGAUCUUCGUGAAGACCCUGACAGGCAAGACCAUCACCCUUGAGGUAGAGCCUUCUGACACAAUUGAGAAUGUCAAGGCUAAGAUUCAGGAUAAGGAGGGGAUCCCCCCAGACCAGCAGCGACUGAUUUUCGCCGGCAAGCAGCUGGAGGAUGGUCGUACCCUCUCCGACUACAACAUCCAGAAAGAGUCGACCCUCCACUUGGUCCUGCGACUGCGAGGAGGUAUGCAGAUCUUUGUGAAGACUCUUACAGGAAAGACCAUCACAUUGGAAGUUGAGCCUUCUGAUACCAUCGAGAACGUAAAGGCCAAAAUCCAAGACAAGGAAGGAAUUCCUCCAGACCAGCAGCGACUUAUCUUCGCUGGAAAGCAGCUGGAAGAUGGCCGUACCCUCUCUGACUACAACAUCCAGAAAGAGUCGACCCUCCACUUGGUCCUUCGACUUCGAGGAGGUAUGCAGAUCUUCGUGAAGACUCUUACAGGAAAAACCAUCACCUUGGAAGUUGAGCCUUCUGAUACCAUCGAGAACGUAAAGGCCAAAAUCCAAGAUAAGGAAGGAAUUCCUCCAGACCAGCAGCGACUUAUCUUCGCUGGAAAGCAGCUGGAAGAUGGCCGUACCCUCUCCGACUACAACAUCCAGAAGGAGUCGACCCUCCACUUGGUCCUUCGACUUCGAGGAGGUAUGCAGAUCUUCGUGAAGACUCUUACAGGUAAAACUAUCACUUUGGAAGUUGAGCCAUCCGAUACCAUUGAGAAUGUCAAGGCUAAGAUUCAAGAUAAGGAAGGAAUUCCUCCAGACCAGCAGCGACUCAUCUUCGCUGGUAAGCAACUGGAAGAUGGCCGUACCCUCUCCGACUACAACAUCCAGAAGGAGUCAACCCUCCACUUGGUCCUGCGACUUCGAGGAGGUAUGCAGAUUUUCGUGAAGACCCUAACAGGAAAGACCAUCACAUUGGAAGUUGAGCCUUCUGAUACCAUCGAGAACGUAAAGGCCAAAAUCCAAGAUAAAGAAGGAAUUCCCCCAGACCAGCAGCGACUCAUCUUCGCUGGUAAGCAGCUGGAAGAUGGCCGUACCCUCUCCGACUACAACAUCCAGAAGGAGUCAACCCUCCACUUGGUCCUGCGACUUCGAGGAGGUAUGCAGAUCUUCGUGAAGACAUUGACAGGUAAAACCAUCACUUUGGAAGUUGAGCCAUCUGAUACCAUUGAGAAUGUCAAGGCCAAGAUCCAAGAUAAGGAAGGAAUUCCUCCAGACCAGCAGCGACUCAUCUUCGCUGGAAAGCAGCUGGAAGAUGGCCGUACUCUGUCUGACUACAACAUCCAGAAAGAGUCGACCCUCCACUUGGUCCUGCGACUUCGAGGAGGUAUGCAGAUCUUCGUGAAGACAUUGACAGGAAAAACCAUCACUUUGGAAGUUGAGCCAUCUGAUACUAUUGAGAAUGUUAAGGCCAAGAUCCAAGAUAAGGAAGGAAUUCCUCCAGACCAGCAGCGACUCAUCUUCGCUGGAAAGCAGCUGGAAGAUGGCCGUACUCUGUCUGACUACAACAUCCAGAAAGAGUCGACCCUCCACUUGGUCCUGCGACUUCGAGGAGGUAUGCAGAUCUUCGUGAAAACCCUUACAGGAAAAACCAUCACCUUGGAAGUUGAGCCAUCCGAUACUAUUGAGAAUGUUAAGGCCAAGAUCCAAGAUAAGGAAGGAAUUCCUCCAGACCAGCAGCGACUCAUCUUCGCUGGUAAGCAGCUGGAAGAUGGCCGUACCCUCUCUGACUACAACAUCCAGAAGGAGUCAACCCUCCACUUGGUCCUGCGACUUCGAGGAGGUAUGCAGAUCUUCGUGAAGACUCUUACAGGAAAGACCAUCACAUUGGAAGUUGAGCCUUCUGAUACCAUCGAGAACGUAAAGGCCAAAAUCCAAGAUAAGGAAGGAAUUCCUCCAGACCAGCAGCGACUCAUCUUCGCUGGUAAGCAGCUGGAAGAUGGCCGUACUCUGUCCGACUACAACAUCCAGAAGGAGUCCACCCUCCACUUGGUCCUGCGACUUCGAGGAGGUAUGCAGAUCUUCGUGAAGACAUUGACCGGUAAAACCAUCACUUUGGAAGUUGAGCCAUCCGAUACCAUUGAGAAUGUCAAGGCUAAGAUUCAAGAUAAGGAAGGAAUUCCUCCAGACCAGCAGCGACUCAUCUUCGCUGGUAAGCAACUGGAAGAUGGCCGUACCCUCUCCGACUACAACAUCCAGAAGGAGUCAACCCUCCACUUGGUCCUGCGACUGCGAGGAGGUAUGCAGAUUUUCGUGAAGACCCUAACAGGAAAGACCAUCACAUUGGAAGUUGAGCCUUCUGAUACCAUCGAGAACGUAAAGGCCAAAAUCCAAGAUAAGGAAGGAAUUCCCCCAGACCAGCAGCGACUCAUCUUCGCUGGAAAGCAACUGGAAGAUGGCCGCACACUCUCCGACUACAACAUCCAGAAGGAGUCAACCCUCCACUUGGUCCUGCGACUGCGAGGAGGCAUGCAGAUUUUUGUCAAGACCCUUACAGGAAAGACAAUUACCUUGGAGGUUGAGCCAUCUGAUACCAUUGAAAAUGUCAAGGCUAAAGUUCAAGAUAAGGAAGGAAUUCCUCCAGACCAGCAGCGACUUAUCUUUGCAGGAAAGCAGCUUGAGGAUGGCCGAACCCUUUCGGACUACAACAUCCAGAAGGAAUCUACACUUCAUUUAGUCCUUCGCCUUCGUGGUGGUCAAUGAACAAUCCCGGAAAAAUUUUAUGUGAUACAUCUACUCUUUCAAUUGGUUAAUUCUAUUACUUUUAUGACAAGUAUUUCAUAAAUACUCGAUGUAUUUCUUUGCUAUUCCAAUUUCUUAGGUUUCUAUUUUUUUACUCAUGUAAUAAUUUAGUUUUCCUAAAUAUAUAAGACUGUUGCAUUGAA
Homalodisca vitripennis (glassy-winged sharpshooter) is the source of this 3630-nucleotide messenger RNA. Its product is annotated as polyubiquitin-C-like. The record is from RefSeq and is a predicted model, not a curated record. Gene Ontology annotation, molecular function: protein tag activity; ubiquitin protein ligase binding. Gene Ontology annotation, biological process: protein ubiquitination; modification-dependent protein catabolic process. NCBI's taxonomy places the organism in Eukaryota, Metazoa, Arthropoda, Insecta, Hemiptera, Cicadellidae. Gene Ontology annotation, cellular component: nucleus; cytoplasm.